This is a messenger RNA of Parathielavia appendiculata, 967 nucleotides long. RefSeq lists its product as uncharacterized. The transcript has 2 exons. The coding region runs from base 10 to 864 and encodes 284 amino acids. NCBI's taxonomy places the organism in Eukaryota, Fungi, Ascomycota, Sordariomycetes, Sordariales, Chaetomiaceae. The record is from RefSeq and is a predicted model, not a curated record.
CUCUGGCCGAUGGAGCUGGGCACGGUAGCAGCGGCGGCCCAGUUCGUCGACCUGGGCUGUCGCAGCUUGUUUGGAGCUUACCGUUUUCUCAAGGACCUCAAAGACGUUCCGGCCAAUCUCCUCUUCACGCUGGAUGAUCUGGGCCACUUCUCGGGUCUCAUGGACGACUUGCGAUCAGCGAUCGAGAAAGCUGACCCCCGACUGCGCGGCAUUACCCCAACACAAUCGCAGCGCGUUACUCGAAUUCUCGACAGCACUGCGGAUAUCUGCAAGCAGCUAAAGGAGUUGCUCGCUCCCUGCUGCCCUCCUGCCGGCUCUUCCAGUUCCAGGUCGCGCAAGCUGUGGCGCGCUCUGAUUUCAGUCAAAAGAGAAAUCGACAUCGUCAACCGAUGCGAGAGGCUCGAGAGGCUCAAGCACGACUUGAACAGGGAACUGCAGAGUUGUGACUUAGCAAUGCUGACAUCGGUCAAGAGCGACUUAGCAGCCGUGUCCGUCAACCUUCAGCAAACAACAAGCUCACUGUCUGCCAUGGAAGCUCGCCUCAACUCGGUCGCUUUUCCACAGACUUUCCGCCUCGGCAACAACGGGAUCCAGGACCCCAAGGUUGCCCCGCUGGACCAGCGUGAUGACCCUCUUCCUGAUACGCCGAUCCGGAGCACGACAGCUUCCCUUCGGCCUAGCCAACGACCGACUGUCAGCGUCAACCAAAUGAUCAUGGAGCUCCACAGAUGUCUAGUGCUCGGAGAGCCCCCCGCAUCCACGUUCGACUCCAGCCUCCGGAAUACCUCCAGAGACGAGAAAGCUUAUGUCGUGAGUUCACUAGGGUGUUGCCAUUGCAGAGCUGAUUCGUGUCAGAGUUACUAAUUCUAGAUGUACAGCUUGCCACAUCCGCCCGUCAGCUCGUCGAGUACCCCCAAGAUUUGAAGAUGGCACUCGAACAUCGACUCGGCAACAUCGAUGCUGGCUG